This is a messenger RNA of Alternaria alternata, 1600 nucleotides long. Its product is annotated as Metallo-dependent hydrolase. Gene Ontology annotation, biological process: N-acetylglucosamine catabolic process. Gene Ontology annotation, molecular function: N-acetylglucosamine-6-phosphate deacetylase activity. Bases 247 to 1488 code for a protein of 413 amino acids. The transcript has 2 exons. The record is from RefSeq and is a predicted model, not a curated record. Lineage: Eukaryota; Fungi; Ascomycota; Dothideomycetes; Pleosporales; Pleosporaceae.
CAAGAAGCUGUCAAAAUCUCCACUGUGGCUGAAAUUCUGAUAAACAUCCUGGCCGUCACAUCGCGACUUCCCGCUGUGAUCGGCUGAUGACGUCAAGGUGCAUGCCGAUGCGUCGUCGACCAAUCAGCGCGUAGCGGGGGCGAUCAUCCCCUCCAGCUUGGGACGACUCAUGAUCUCCCUACUCACGCUUGGUAACGGGAGUUACCCGCUACCAGUUUCCAGCACAUUAUUGGCCAGGUCUGCAAUAUGUCGGGCUGGUUCACCUUGUUCACGAACUGUCGCUACAUCCUCAACGGCGAGCUUGUCGAGGACCAUCUCGUAAUCUCCGAUGAGACCGGACUCAUCCUGAAAAGAGAAGGCUACAUCGGAGGCGAGGCCAUCGAUUUGGAAGACAGCAUCAUAGCCCCCGGCUUUCUGGAAUUACAUACUAAUGGAGCGAAUGGUUUUCACUUCACGCAUCAUGAAGACGAGAAGAUGUAUGCAAAGAAGGUAGAUGAAAUCGCGAGGUAUUACGCGACUCAGGGUGUCACGGGAUUCUGGGCAACCAUACCUACCGUAAAGAGUGAUGAAUUCCACAAGAUCCUUCCCUCUCUGAAGCCUCGCCAGAUUGCCUCUUCAGCAUCUCUUCUUGGAGCUCACACUGAAGGCCCAUAUCUACAUCCUACCAAGAAAGGCGCCCAUAACAGCUCCCUUUUCAGUUCUUGUUCAACAUCCCCUUCUACCGUCUAUGGAUCCUCCAAUCUGCAAUCCACUGUCAAGCUCGUGACCGUCGCACCGGAGCUCCCUGACUCAGCGGCACUUAUCAAGACACUGACGUCGCAGGGUAUCAAGGUAGCGAUGGGCCAUUCCUCCGCCACAUACGAAGAAGGAUUGACUGGGCUCAAGGCUGGAGCAAAUGGCUUGACGCAUACCCUGAAUGCGAUGCCAGCUUGGGCAUCGAGAGCCCCUGGGCUGGCUGGAUUGAUAUCGCUACCAGAAGCAGGAAAUAUUUCACCUCCAUGGUACACAAUCAUCGCGGACGGGGAACAUCUUCAUCCAAAUACCGUGUCUCUGCUUCAUCGCUCCAACCCGAAGCGGUCAAUUCUGAUCACUGAUAGUAUCGAGCUUGCAUCCCUCAAGGACGGGACAUACCCUGGUCACUCGCAGAUCCCUUUUGAGCAGGUCAAGAGCGGAACACGAGCAACAAUCGCAGGAACCGAUACGUUGAUCGGCGGAUGUAUUCCACUCCAGCAGAGUAUGAGGAACUUGAUGAACUGGUCUGGUUGUGGAAUCGCAGAGGCUGUAGGCACAGUGACAGAAAAUGUGGCUGCUUUCAUGGGUGUUGAUGGCGAAGGUGGUAGAGGUAUACUGAAGGAGGGCAGGAGGGCAGACUUGACUGUAUUGAGUGAGCAAGGCGAAGUACUUCAAACAUGGGUCGCUGGACAUAAAGUAUGGGACAGAGAAGAAGAUAUUCGAGCAUAUGAGGACGAUGGUGAAGCGAGAGGUUAACGCUGACUUUCACUGACGACAAUCAUGUUAGGACAUUUCACAUUGUGACGAGGGAACUAGAUAUGUGGUAGAACUGCGUAGAAAUUUGAACACCGUACGGAUCGAGGGCUUG